Uranotaenia lowii is the source of this 972-nucleotide messenger RNA. RefSeq names its product negative elongation factor E (gene Nelf-E). The record is from RefSeq and is a predicted model, not a curated record. Gene Ontology annotation, molecular function: RNA binding. Lineage: Eukaryota; Metazoa; Arthropoda; Insecta; Diptera; Culicidae. Gene Ontology annotation, cellular component: NELF complex. The coding region runs from base 93 to 911 and encodes 272 amino acids. Gene Ontology annotation, biological process: negative regulation of transcription elongation by RNA polymerase II. The transcript is spliced from 5 exons.
CUUUGUUUACUGUUUGAUUUUUGUGAAACUGUUCAGAUUUUGUCGAAUUUCUGAAUUUUUAUAUAAAAUAAUCUGAAAAUACCACAUAGAAAAUGGUGUACAUACAUUUUCCAUCCAAUCUAACUGAGGAAGAGCUAAUGCUUCAAGCAAAAUACGGAAAGUUAAAGAAAAAGAAAAAAGCACUGCAAGCUCUUAAAGCUCCAAAGCAGGAACCAGAGAAGAAUUUGAUAUUAAAGCGCCCUGCUGAUGCUAGAGAUGCUCGAGAAGUAGCUCGUAAAUUGCUAAAGAGCGGCGCUAUUCAAGCCAUCCAAAAGCCACCGUCUAAACAGGAGACUUCCUUCAAACGACCAAAAGUCCAGGAAAGGAAACGUUCUCAGCAAGAAUCAAGUCCGGGAGCACAAUUUCAGUCGUUUUCGUCGGUUGAAACGCCGCCCCCACAACCCUCGCCAACCACUCCUGAUCAACCUACACCCAAUCUAUAUCAACAGUUUGCUAAUGAACGCGAUAAAGAAGAACAGAUUACAAAAGCUGGGGACUCGCCCAGAGAUAAACCGCGAUCCGGUAACACCAUAUACGUGUCCGGCAAUAAGGUGACCGAAGAAUUUCUCAAGAAGCACUUCUGCGAUUUUGGAGAAAUUCUUAACAUUUCUAUGGAAAUCGAAAAAGGACGGGGCUUCAUUACAUUCGCAAAAACAGAAUCAGCUGAUCGGGCAAUUACUGAGAUUCAUAGCAAAACCGUUGGUGGUAUCCAGUUACAAGUGCAGCUAGCACGCAGACAGCCUCAGAUUAAUCCCAUUAAUGAUGCUGGAUCAUCUGCAGCCUGGUCGGCGUUAGCCACUAACCGAUCUCAAAAAGGAAAGCAUAAAGACAACCGUGAAUUAGUAUGUUAUGAUCACGAUGAUAUCUUCUGAAAUGGUAAGUUAUACUGUUUUUUUUUAAUCUUUUCUUAAAGAAAAUACAAUAGUUUAAGUG